This is a messenger RNA of Blepharisma stoltei, 1964 nucleotides long. The record is from the annotation of a GenBank genome assembly. NCBI's taxonomy places the organism in Eukaryota, Ciliophora, Heterotrichea, Heterotrichida, Blepharismidae.
AUGUUUGAAUACAGUGAAUAUUCUCAAAAUAAAAAGCUCACUUUUGCCAACAAAAUCGACAGCUACAGCAGAUGAAUUCCAAGUCCUGUAUCAGAAGACUCAGAUCCAGAGCUAGUAAGGUGUAUUUCUCGCUUAAGCGAUCCGGAGUAUGCCGAAGAAGCGGCAGGUGAAAAAAUUGUAUCGCUUAUGCUGAGCCUUGAAAGAUCUAGUAUGAUUUGUGAAGAUUUUCGAUCAAAUGAAUUCAGGAAAGCCGAAGAGCUGAAAAAUCUUUUAUUUAAAAAAGGGAACCAGCCUCAAUUUGAAUUUAAACAGAAAUUGAAUACGAAUACUGACUGUUCUAACAUUAAAAUCAAUUGCAGCAUAGCAGACUUAUACAAACUGUUAGAAGACAUCGAAAAAUUCAUAGACUUAGUUGAGUCGUCAACAUCUUCAAGCAAUAUAAUAAGCAUAGGCUCCAAGUCCUUAUAUAUUUAUGUUGAAAAUAAAGGGAUAAUAUUCCCUGAAAAGCAAACUUUGACAAAAUUAGCAAACAAUUUAAUAAAUAAAGAAAAAGAAAACAAGCCUUUCAAUGCGUCUCAAGCCCGAUCUUAUAUUCGGCAGCUUGAAAAUGAAGUUGAAGAGUUAAGAAUGCAGAUAAUUAUACCGAAAGAAAUGGUUGAUUUUGGAAAAGCUUUGCAAAAUAGUAUUAUUUUUUCCCAUAAUAAUAUUGACGAACUACUUGAAAGCAAAAAUCCAGAAUGUGACAGAAAACUCGAAAAAUUAAUGAUACCAAAACCUAAUAUGUGCAGCUAUUCAAACCUAGAAAAUGAAACUAAAAAGCUUAUAAAAAGUCGUAAGACCACCCAUAAAUUAAAUGAAGAAGCCAAAUGAAUGGCCAGUGAAGCAGAUAUUAUUAAGAAAGAAUACCAAGCCAAAAUAGACCAACUCAAGAAGCAGCAAGAACAAAUAAAUUCACAAUCAACCAUAUUAAAAGCAAAAACAAGAGAUCUAGAUAAAGAAAGAGCUUCUUUUGAGAGCCAAAAGACUAAGCUUUUAAAAGAAAAAGAAGAGCUAAUAACCCAAUACAGAGACCUGGAGGAUCAAAAAAAAUCUUUGGAAAGAGAAAAAGAAGAAUUGAACAAUAAAAAGCAAAAUUUUAAUAGCAACCUCUCAAUUUCAAUUGAUGCAAACGUAUUAAUGCCAAACGGCAGAAGGUUCCCUGGAGUUAUCCGAGAGCAUAGCCGCACUCCUUCUGGGGCUCUCUGCCGCGAGCACAGUCGGACUCCUUCAGGAAUUCUCCGUCAGCAUACCCGUACACCUUCUAACCUCUCCAAUGCUUCAGAAUCUAACUAUAGAGCACCUACCCCAAGCACAAGGUCUUAUGCAAAUUCUUCAGUCAUGCUCUUUGAAAAUCCAAUAGAGGACGAAAUGGAAGAACUUAAAGCAGAAAUAGCAGAACUUGAAGAAAGGAUGAAAAAUCCACGUGAAAACACUGACGCGCUCCAUACAAGGCUAAAUCAUUCUCAAACUCAGCUAGCGAACUUAAGAUCAAAAAAAGCUAUUAAUUGUUCGCAGUCAAAUAUUUCUUUUAAACACCGUAUGCUUGCAUUUGGCCAGCAUGCACAAGGCAUUACCAAGAAGCGGGGGAAGUCAAGGACAAAAUCUUUCAAUAUGACUCUUGAUGGUCCUCUUGGAGAAAACAGCUUCGAAAAUCCGAAUUUUUGUGAAACACCUCAUACAUCGAGAAAAGCUACUUUUGACUGUCAAAAUGAGUCGUUUAGUACCAACGAAACUAUAAGGCGGGAUUCGAUAAUGAGGGAUUCUAGAAGCACGAAUAAUUUAAAGAUACAUUCCAAACCGGGCAUCACAACAAGCUACCAAGAAAGAAAAUUCGAUAAUAAGCCUGCUUGCUAUGAUUUAUUUGCUUAAUUUAUAUUUUUACUAUUAAAUUAAUAAUUAUAGAAAAAAAGAAUAUAUAUUAUUAG